GUAGAACUACGUAGCCAAAUUCGCCAAAUCCACUUUUCGAGAUGAUAAAACGCUAUUUGGUUCAUAUCCGUGCUAUAAUCAUUGUCAGUGAUGUCAGGACUGCAGCAUCGCACACGAGCACAAUGAUCACAUCCAUGAUAUACUUACACACACGGGCCACUAUUUCUAGCAUCUGUUAAUUUUUAAUCGAUCGUUAACUUUUCAGAAUAGUCAAUAGAAGUUGGCUAUUUCUAUAAUUAACGGUCGGUUAACAGACGUUAGAAAUAGUGAUCCUACAGCUUACAGGACUCUAGUGGCGUUCCAAUUGAGGGCUCUCACUUCACUCACACACUCACAUCCCACGAAAUUGCAGCACUGGUGCCACUGGUUCGAUCAGUUCAGUCAGUUUAGUGUAUAUUGAUGUAUAUCUGUGGUUCGGUGUUCGGUCUGCCGUCUGGCAUCACUGUGCAUGCACUGGUUAAAAAUUGGAAGUUGGAGUCGGUUUAAGUCAGUUUAAGAAGUCGAGUUCCUAAUAUAAUAAGGGACGUACCUUCUGUGACGUGCAACGUUAAGCUUUCAGUCGAUUAUAUCAAGAAACGCGCUUUCCGGCGGAUUUCCCAACCUUCUCACGUGGCGAGAAGCGUGUUUACUCAACUGCUCUAAAAACAAUGUCGAAAAAAUCGACCGUGAGGAUCGGCACGCAGGACGGAUCUUUUUAUUGCUCUGGGGUUUUUGCCUGUGCACUAUUAAAGCUGCUACCACAGUACAAGGAUGCGUCUAUAGUGAGAUCUCGAAAUCCGAGUGUCUUAGAUGCCUGUGAUAUCGUGGUGAAUGUUGGCGGCGAGUAUGAUCCUUCCAGACAUCGAUACGAUUCUCGCAUGAAAGAAUUCCAGGAAUCGCUGAGUACCAUUAUGAAGAACCCAGGGUACAAUUGGACAGAAAAACUAAGCAGUGCGGGACUAAUCUACUGCCAUUUUGGUCAUGAGAUAUUGAGGAGUGUACUUCCGGACAUAACAGAAGACAGAGUCAUUGAUGAAAUCUUUAAGAUUACUUAUGAUACGCUAAUCAAGGAAAUCGAUGCUAUAGCUAACGGUGUGCCGAUGUAUCGAUCAGUUACCGAUUUAAGCUCGCGCGUAAGCAGACUUAGUCCUCAGUGGUACAGCCAUUUACAUCAUGGGUACAAUCAGGAUGUGAAUAUCGAGAGAAAAUUUGAGAAAGCCAUGGCUUUGGUUCGGGAGGAAUUUUUAGAAAUUGUGCGCGGCACGAAAAACAUUUUGUUACCGACGAGAAAAAUCAUGCGACGCGCCGUGGAGAGUCGAUUUGAAAUUGAUUCGAGCGGAGAGAUAAUAACGAUGUCGCAACCUUUGUCGUGUAAGGAGUAUUUGUUUCAUUUGGAAAAGGAGAUGAACGUGUCGCCAUCAAUAAAGUACGUCAUUUUUGAAGUUAGACCCUAUUAUUGGAUUGAGUGCAUGCCGGUAGAGUUGAACAGUUCCGAGUACAGAAUGUUAUUGCCGGAAGCAUGGGGCGGUUUGAGCAAUGAUACUCUUGUGGAAGCUUGUGGAAUUGAAGGCGCCAUACAUGUGGUUUCUGGUCGGUCCGUCGGCGGUCACAAAAAUAAGGAAGGUGCAAUGGCCAUGGCGCGGAAAGCGCUCAAGAUUGGGAAAACCAUGCAAGAUGAAAACCGUGCAACCACGAAAAUCAUCAUAAAAAAUGACGAUGUCUAGACUUCUAGACCAUUGAUUUUUUUUAAUUUUUAUGAUGGUUAUUGAACAUUUUUCAAGAACAUUUUUUUUUCUAAUUAAACGCAAUUCGCUUGCGUACAUUUUGUUCUAUUUAAAGACUUCGAUCGUUUAACAUUC
Molecule: messenger RNA, 1838 nt
Organism: Temnothorax curvispinosus
Lineage: Eukaryota; Metazoa; Arthropoda; Insecta; Hymenoptera; Formicidae
Product: UPF0160 protein MYG1, mitochondrial-like
Exons: 6
Coding region: 648-1703 (351 amino acids)
Cellular component (GO): cytoplasm; nucleus
Source: RefSeq, a predicted model, not a curated record